AUGGCACCUCUCGGAGAGCAACUGGUGGACCAGCUUAGAGGCACCGUCGACAAGCUCGAGGCUCGCGUUGCCGAGCUCGAGGCCCGUCUUCACGGCAAGGCUCAGAGCUCUGCCUCGUCGUCGUCCAGCGAUGAGAGCAUGAGAAUCAUCCUCAUGGGUCCCCCCGGUGCCGAAGGAGCCCAACAACAACUAACACGCGCGCAGGCUACCGGUGACAUGCUCCGCGCCCAGGUCGCAAAGAAGACCGAGUUGGGCAGACAGGCCAAGAAGAUCAUGGACCAGGGCGGUCUCGUCAGCGACGAGAUCAUGAUUGGCAUGAUCAAGAGCGAGCUCGAGAACAACCCCGAGUGCAAGACUGGCUUCAUCCUCGACGGCUUCCCUCGCACCGUUGCCCAGGCCGAGCGCCUCGACGACAUGCUCAAGGCCCGCCAGCAGUCGCUCAAGCACGCCGUUGAACUCCGCAUCGACGACGGGCUGCUCGUCUCGCGUAUCACCGGCCGUCUCGUCCACCCCGCUUCUGGCCGCUCUUACCACAAGAUCUUCAACCCUCCCCAGAAGUCCAUGACCGACGACAUCACUGGCGAGCCCCUCGUCCAGCGCGCCGACGACAACGAGGCCACCCUCAAGAAGCGUCUGGCCACCUACCACGACCAGACCGCCCCCGUCAUCUCUUACUACCAGAAGACCAACAUCUGGAGAGGCAUUGACGCCAGCCAAGAGCCCGGAGCUGUGUGGAAGAACAUCCUGGGCGUCUUCGAGAAGGGCGGCAACGGCAACAUCCCCGCCUCGGGCAGCCUUCUCCAGAAGAUUGGUCUCCAGAAGUAG
Molecule: messenger RNA, 825 nt
Organism: Aureobasidium uvarum
Lineage: Eukaryota; Fungi; Ascomycota; Dothideomycetes; Dothideales; Saccotheciaceae
Source: the annotation of a GenBank genome assembly